This is a messenger RNA of Vicia villosa (hairy vetch), 1989 nucleotides long. RefSeq lists its product as uncharacterized. The transcript has a single exon. The record is from RefSeq and is a predicted model, not a curated record. Lineage: Eukaryota; Viridiplantae; Streptophyta; Magnoliopsida; Fabales; Fabaceae. The coding region runs from base 1 to 1989 and encodes 662 amino acids.
AUGUAUCACGUUGAAGAUGAAAACCUUAUGGAUCUUGAUGGUGAUAGUGAUGAUGAAACUUCAUCUCAUGAUGAUAUCGAUGGCUUGUUAUUUGAGACAUUUAAAGAUGUAGCCGAAGGAGUUGGAGUACAUGAAGGGCUAAAUGAAGAUGCAAAAUUUUUUUAUAAACUUGAUGAUGCAAAUCAAAAGUUAUAUCCUGGCUGUGAAAAGUUUUCCUCGUUAUCAUUCACUUUUCGAAUUUAUUUGUUGAAAUGUCUCCAUGGAUGGAGCAAUGCAUCAUUCACCGCUCUCUUAGAGUUGUUGAAAGAGGCUAUGCCAGAUUUGAACAUCCCUGUCUCUUUCAAUAAAACAAAAUCUAUGAUAAAAGAUUUGGGCUUACACUAUAAAAAGAUUGAUGCAUGUCCCAACAACUGCAUGUUGUUUUGGAAAGAUCAUGGGAAAGAUGAUUCGUGUCAUAUUUGUGGAGCAUCAAGGUGGAUUGAAUAUCUUGAAGUUGCUAAUGAUCUUGAAGAACCAAUAAAAGCUCACAAGGUUCCCGUUAAAGUUCUAGGACAUUUUCCUUUAAUUCCAAGAUUGAAAAGACUUUUUAUGUGCUCAAAGACAGCCGACACAUUGAGGUGGAAUGCAGACCAUCGUUCAAGGGAUGGGAAGAUAAGGCAUUCGGCUGAUGCCCAAGCAUGGAAAGACUUUGAUGCAAAACAUUUAGAUUUCGCUCGUGAAACUCGUAACAUAAGACUUGGGUUGGCAAGUGAUGGGUUUAAUCCAUUUAGGACUAUGAUUCUUUCACAUAGCACAUGGUCUGUUGUAUUAACAAUAUAUAACUAUCCGCCAAAUUUAUGCAUGAAGGCUGAAAAUUGUUUGAUGUCGUUACUUAUUCUUGGACCGAAGUCACCCGGAAAUGAAAUUGAUGUGUUUUUGCAUCCACUUAUUGAGGAGCUUAAGAUAUUGUGGGAUGUCGAUGUAGAAACAUAUGAUAUUUCAAAAAAUAAAUCAUUUCAAAUGUGUGCAUCUCUUAUGUGGAUUGUGAAUGACUUCCCUGCAUAUGCUAUGUUAUCCGGUUGGAGUACUAAAGGAAAGUUUGCUUGCCCUGCUUGUAAUCAUAAAACUUCUUCAAGAUACUUAAAACAUAGUCGAAAGAUGUGUUAUAUGGGUCAUCGAGUCUUUUUACAUUCAAAUCAUAGUUGGAGAUCAAAUUCAAGUUCUUUUGAUGGAAAGCCAGAAUAUAGGUCUGCACCCUCCUUGUUAGAUUCAACAAUGAUUUUAAAAGACUUAGAAAAGAUCCCUGACGUAGUGGGGCAGAAAUAUCAGAAAAAAAGGCCUGGUCCAUGGAAGGAAAAAUCUAUCUUUUGGAAAUUACCAUAUUGGAAGGAUAAUUCUUUGCGCCAUAAUGGAGAUGUUAUGCAUGUAGAAAAGAACAUUUGUGAUAAUAUAAUAGGGACUCUCUUAGAGAUUAAAUGGAAGAAAAAGGAUCAUGCAAAAGCUCAUUUGGAUCUACAACACAUGGGGAUUCGAAAAAAACUCUAUUUGAAGGCAACGAGUGAUGGUAAGAAAACUCAAAUCCCGAAGGCAUGUUUCUCCCUAACAAAGCAAGAGAAAUCUAUUUUUUGUAAUGUUUUAAAGACAUUAAAACUUCCUGAUGGCCUUGCAUCUAAUAUUUCUCGAUAUGUUCAAGUUAAUGACGGAAAAAAUUCAGAAUACAAGAGUCAUGAUGCUCAUAUUAUAUUGCAUUACUUGUCACAAGUAGCAAUAAGAGGGAUAGCCCCUAAUCAAGUUGUUAUUCCUUUGCUCAGGCUUUGUUCAUUUUUUUGGUGUUUAUUCCAGAAGGUUAUAGAUGUGAAAACUUUGGAUUACUUGGAAGUAGAAAUUGCUAAAACACUUUGCCAAUUUGAGCGUAUCUUCCCUCCAAGUUUCUUUGACAUAAUGUCCGAUUGGGCGGACCGGUUCAGUUUCGAUGGAUGUAUUAUAUGGAAAGAUAUUUGGGUGAUUUAA